Ectocarpus sp. CCAP 1310/34 is the source of this 1507-nucleotide messenger RNA. The record is from the annotation of a GenBank genome assembly. NCBI's taxonomy places the organism in Eukaryota, Phaeophyceae, Ectocarpales, Ectocarpaceae.
AUGAGUGGCGCCGAUGUUGCAGCAGAGGCUGCCGACGUCACCACUAGUACGCAGGGCAGAGUUGACAACCUGGAGAGCAAAGUUUCAGGCCUGACGGACGAGGUACAGCAGCUGGCUGGGCUGCUUCGAUCCGCCCUCGGAAAGUUAGAGAAGGAGGGGGAGUCCGGCGGCGCUGGGGUGGGCGCUGUCGUUACGGGCGAUGCGCCCACCCGCGGUACCCAGGAGGGGGCACCGCAAAACGAGGGAAUCACGCCACCCUCAGACCCGGCGGUUGGGCCGGGUGGCGGACGUGACAGGGGAUCGCUCCCCCAAGGUGAGACAACCGAGACAUAUGGCGGCGGUACCGGAGGUUUUGGCGGAUUCGUCGGAGAAGGAGAUGGUUUUCACCAGAACCCGUAUAGCAAAAUGCGUGUGUCAGUGCACGCGCUGCGUCGCGAAGGCGGCCAGGGAUAUUACUCAUGGAGGAGGGCCUUUAUCCAGGCUGCUAAUACAGUAGACAUGGACGGCCAGUUCGUAGGGGCCACGGAACCCCAGCCGGACGUCGGGGACAUGAACAAACCCAAAGCUACGUUGCUGGCAGAGGGGUACUCCGAGGCGCAGAUCCACCGCAGCCUCCAAGCUUUCCACUUUCUGUCCUCGGCCCUGGUGAGGGAGCCAGACAAGGCCGUCUUCGGGAGAUGUGUGACGCCGAAGCAGGCGUUGGAUGAACUCGACAAGGUGCACAACCCGGAAUCGCAGGUAGCCACACAGGAGUUGCUCAGCAAGUUUCAGAACUUCGCAAUGCCGGCCGACAAAAACCCGACUGAAUCGCUUAUCGCCGUGGAGCAACUCGCAAGUCGUCUGAACGAGAGAGGGGUCAGGGUCAAGGCUUCUUACGUGCUGUCGCUCUUCCUUUCGGCCCUACCGGCCGAGUACGACCAUGCCAAACUGACUCUGCAGUCCGCACCGACUCUGGACCGGGGAGAGGUCAUCAGAGUGGUGGGCUCCCAGCACUCCAGCAUCAAGCAGGGGAAGAGCCAUCGGAACAGCAACCGCAACAAUCACAAGGCGUCUGAGCAGGGAUUACUCGUGAGCGCCGACAAUGGCAGCGGCGGAAAAGCUGGUCGCAACCGCGGCCGCGGGGGACGCGGCGGUGGCGGAAACGGCGAAAAUGGCGGCAGCCGCAACGGCAACGGCAUCGGCGGUGGAGACGGCAGCAGCUACGGCGACAGUCGUAGGGGCCGGUGCUACCGGUGCAAGAGGCGAGGGCACCAGUCGUUUUCGUGCACUACCCCUAUCGCCGACUUCAUGACCCAGUGCGAGAACUGCGACGGGUAUGGACACGAUAAGAGCAAGUGCCCGUCGGCGAAGGACGAGGAGGAGGCGAAGGGCGAGACGGCGGUCAUGGCGGUUGCGGUGGCGAGCGAUGACGAGGAGCUGGAUGUGGCACGUGAGGCCUUGUAAGAAGAGGCGGGGGAAAGACACAAUAUCCGCGCUGGUCACUACGCGCGCACCAUCCACACACAGC